CGUUUCUAGGACAACGACUCACAAACAAAUGAGGGUGGUGGUUCCCACUUUGUUUGGUUAGGAACAAAACCAAUUUAUAUCGUGCUAUUGAAGAAGCGGACUAAAAACGUUCAGCACACUUGAGGAAUGUCUUUCAUGAGCCAGCAGCGCAACAUCUCUCACAACCACCAUCAGAAGAUGAUCCUGGACUACCGCAAACAGGAGGAAAUGCGUGAAGAUCAAACUAAACGCAUCGCCAAAGAGAGGCAGCUACAAGCCAACAUCCAGUGCGAAGAGAGAGUCGAGAAAAAGCGCUUCCUGCGCAAGAUGCGAGAUGAAGAGUAUGGCAGACAAAUCGAGGAAUCCCUUGUCAAGGCAGAACAGGAAAGACAGUUCAAAGAGAGGCAGCUUGAACAGGAAGAGAGGAUGGCCCAGGAGCUGGCGAGAAUUAAUAAUCAGAAACUCCGAGAUGAGAAGAUGAGGCAGUACAUUAAAGAGAACAGCAUUGAACUUCGAGAGCUAGAGUUAAAGCUCAAGUCUGCCUACCUAAACAGAGAACGGGCAGCACAGAUGGCAGAAAAGGAAGCUAUGCGAUAUGAGACAGUGCGACAAGAGGCUGCCAUUGCCCGUAAGAUGAAGGACGAGCACGAGCGUGCAGAGAUGGAGAAGGAGAAGCAGGAGCAGAAGAAGUAUGAGGAGGUGGCGCGUUACCAGCAAGAACUUGAGCGGCAGCUCGAGGAGAAGGACCGCAAGAGACAGGAAGCCUAUGAGGAGUUUCUUAAAGAGAAACUCAUGGUGGAUGAAAUAGUGCGGAAGAUCUAUGAGGAGGAUCAGAGGGAGAUUCAGUUACGACUCGAGAAAGUGGUGGCCACUCAGAGAUACAUUGAAGAUUUUAAAAAGCAGCAAGCGGAGUGGAGACGUAUAGAGCGAGAGAAGGUAGAGGCGGAGAACAGGCGCAUCAUUGAGUUUGCCCACUACCAGCAGAGGAAGGAGGAGGACAGGAUGGCCAAAGUUAGAGAACGAGAACAAGCGAAAGAAACCUUGCACAAAAUGCUCGCUGAGCAGAUUGAGAUGGAAAAAAGAGAACGUGAGAAGAUGGAGCGUGUCCGUGAGGAACUUCACUUGGAAGAGCAGGCUGAGGCUGCAAGAAGACAGGAAAUUGAAGAGAUGGAGAAGAGGAUCCGGCAGCGGCUAGAGCUGCAGCAGACAUGUCAGGAAAUGAUGGCCUUCAAGCGAUUGCGCAUACAAGCUGAGAAAGAGGAAGAGGAGGCCUUUAGACAAAUGAUGAUGGCCAAGUUUGCAGAGGAUGACCGCAUCGAGCAGAUGAAUGCCCAGAAGCGUCGUAUGAAACAGUUGGAACACAAACGGGCUGUAGAGAAGCUGCUGGAAGAAAGGAGACAGCAGUAUCUGGCUGAACAAGAGAGGGAGGAAGAGGAGCGAGCAAUGGAGAAGGAGAGAGAGUCUCAGCGGCGAAAGAUCAUUGAAGAGGAGAGACAGAGGCUUCUAAAACAGCAUGCGACAAAACUGCUGGGAUACCUACCAAAGGGAAUUUUUAAAGAAGAUGACCUGGAGCACUUUGAUGAGGAUUUCAGAAACAAUUUCAAACAACGACAGGCUGAUAUUUUCUCAGAUGAGGGUUGGGGAGAUGAUUCGCAGUAGGGUAAUUCCUGUCAUGACCACAAUGUGGCACUCUUUCUAAAUCUGGUCUGUUAAUGCUUGUAUACUGAACAGUGCAUUAUAACCUGUUAGGUGCAUCUGCUAAUUUGACAAACUAUUUAACAAAUUUCAUGCAUGAAACAAAUUUAAUUUUAUCUUGAAUAAAUUUAUACAGUAUAUUCAAACUAAGUCUAUAGUGUGUUGCUUUAUAACUACAAGUAGUAUAGUGUCAAACUCUAAAAUGGCAAACCAAUUAGGCUAAUGAUGAAAUAUUAGUUUCAAAAGGAUACUACAUAUUAAUCAUAUGAUAAUCUGAAUCUCCAACAAUGAAUUUGUAACGUUAUGUAAGUAUUUAGGGUUCAUACUGGGUAAUACAUUGUUUUUCCUCUUUCUUGAACUGUUAAAUUUAAAUUUUACUUUUUGUAGCGCUCCAAAUAAAUUCACCAAAUGUCCACCAUUUGUGGACUAGACUUGUUUAGCCCUUCUCACACAAGCAUUUCCUUUCCUCUGAGUGAUUUCGUUGCUUUCCAAGAAAGAACUGAAUGUGGUUGAUGGUUGGCAGGCAGUAUAUCAUACGAGCAAGAAUUUAAUCAAAUGUGACUGCUCAUGUACAGUCAAGUCUGUCAGUGUCUCAACAGCUGUCAGUCAUUCUGUUCAUUACGUUGGUCUGGUUGCUGUCAUGGCCGUACAGUUCUUCCAUUUAAGUGUUGACUGUUAUCUGUACCUGUACUAUGAAAAUGGCAAGCCUCUCUUGUAACUGCUAUUAUGAAAAUUCCCUCUAAAAAUGGUAAAUAAAAAAAAAGCUAAGUCAUCAUAUAAUGAAUUUCAUUAAAAAUGGAUCCCUUAAACUUUCAUGCAACAUCACCAUCCAUCAGCAUUUGGUGUUUAUUUUCAAUUCUAAGUC
Messenger RNA from Labeo rohita (rohu), 2539 nucleotides. It is a transcript of the gene mns1, whose product is annotated as meiosis-specific nuclear structural 1. NCBI's taxonomy places the organism in Eukaryota, Metazoa, Chordata, Actinopteri, Cypriniformes, Cyprinidae. The coding region runs from base 127 to 1638 and encodes 503 amino acids. Gene Ontology annotation, cellular component: motile cilium. Gene Ontology annotation, biological process: cilium organization. The record is from RefSeq and is a predicted model, not a curated record. The transcript has 10 exons.